GUGUAAUGAGUGGACCAUUAAUAAUUGAUUGUCUAGAAACAGACUGCUGUUGUUGGCUAAGCUUUCAGUGUUUCAGUGUGAAGCAUAAGCGGUGUACCUUCUACAUUAUUUUUCUACCAAAUAACAAUACGAAUAAUGGGAAAAUGAUGAAAACACCUAUGCCAAGUAUUGACAGCGUGAAAGUAGCAGUACGAGUGCGGCCUUUUAGUCAGAGAGAGAAGAAUUCUGGGAGCAAAUGUGUGAUUUCCAUGCAUUCCAGGACCACCACCAUUAUACAAGACCCUAAGAACCCAGGACAUACGAAGACGUUUACUUUUGACCUGGCGUAUUGGUCUCACAGUGGAUUUCAAAAGGAUAAAGAUGGUGUGUUUAUUUCAGCUGAUCCUGGCAGUAAAUUUGCAGGCCAGAAAGAGGUUUUUCAUGAUCUUGGCAGAGGAAUUCUGGACAGUGCUUGGCAAGGCUAUAAUACUACUCUCUUGGCCUAUGGGCAGACUGGCUCUGGAAAAAGCUAUUCCAUGAUUGGGUUUGGUGCAAACAAGGGUAUCAUUCCAAAUGUGUGCGGAGAGCUAUUUCAAGCAAUUGAGAACCGAGACAAAAAUCAAGAAUACCAGGUUACAUUCAGCAUGCUGGAAAUUUACAACGAACAGGUAAGAGAUUUGCUAUCCAGGACCAAGAAACCCGGAGGGCUAAAAGUAAGGGAGGACCAACAGCUGGGCUUUUAUGUGGAUGGUCUGAAGUCAGUGCCUUGUGAGAACUAUGCCCAGAUUGAAAGACUGAUGGAACAAGGAGCAAAAAUAAGGACCACAGCUCCGACCAGCAUGAAUGCCAGCAGCAGCCGGUCUCACAUGGUCAUCACCAUUCAGUUCAAGCAGGUUUUCCUAGACAGAGACCUCACCAAACAGUCCAGUAUUAACUUGGUAGAUUUAGCUGGAAGUGAAAGACAGAAAUCUUCAGGAUCGGAAGGAGACAGACUGAGGGAAGGAUCACGAGUUAACUUAAGUUUAACCAAUUUAGGAAAUGUCAUCAGUGCUCUGGCUGAUGCAGCCAUGGGGAAGAAAGUCCUCCAUGUUCCCUACAGAGACUCUGUACUGACCAAACUGCUCCAGUCAGCUCUGGGUGGGAACAGCAGAACUACUCUGAUAGCAGCAAUAAGUCCAGCUGACAUCUGCUAUGAGGAAACUUUAUCAACACUAAGAUAUGCUGAAAGGGCUAAGAAGAUCCGGAACAAAGCUGUUGUCAACACUUCCACCCUGAUGAGGGAGUCCAGGGCAGAGAACGACAGACUGCUCCCAAUGAUGAAAACCUUCCCCCACCUUCUCAACGUCAAUGAAGACCCGCAGCUCACAGGGGUUCUCAAGCACUUCAUUCAGGCUGGUACUUACCCCUCUCAACUCCCCACCCCAGCCCUUACACAUUCUUGUCCUUUUAGAAUUUCAGAUAAACAUGCUUCCUUCACGAAUUCAGGUGGUAAAGUGACGGUGACUCCAUACGGCAAAUGCAAGGUCAUCGUUAAUGGGGUGCCCAUCACGACCAAGACGAAGCUGCAACAUUUGGACCGGAUUAUUUUGGGAUCCAACAGUGCCUACCUCUAUAUCGGGUUUCCUUCCGAGCGAGGCAGUGAGGACUUGAGCAGAUUUGAUUAUGACUUUUUCCAGCUGGAGAGAGCGGCUGCUGAGGGAGUGAGUGCUGAUAAGCUCGGUGCUAUGAACAGUGGGGAUGGGAAGGCGGACCCCAGUGUCCUGGCUGUAUUCCAGGACUACGUCAAACUGAUGCCACUGGUUGCAGAAGCAAAUCAAAUGAGCGAAGAGCUGAAGAAGGGACUUAAUAUGGAACUGAAAGUGAAAAAUUUAGCUUCAUCAGAUUCCAGGGGCUGUGACCUACAAAAAGAGGUCACGGUGAAGGUGACCCAUCAAAGGACUCAUCAGGUGUGGAUUUGGUCAAAAGCCAAAUUUAUCAAUAGGAAAUUCCUAAUGGAAGAACUUUACCAGCGUUUUCUUGAUGGAGAAGACAGUCAGGUAGCCCAGGAAGAUGACCCUUUCUGGGAUCCUGUCGAAGUUGUUCACCUGGGCUCUGCUCACAUCUGGCUCCAGUCCCUUGCCUACUGCAUGAAGUUUGAGGAACAAGUGGAAUUUCUGAACUGUGACGGGCUGGAAGAGGCAGUGUUGCAUAUUCACAUAAACCCCUGCUCCCCGACAGGACAAGCACGUGGUGAGGAAGAUGUGGUUACUGACCCAGUGGACCUGCUGGGCAAGAGGAUGGAUUUCCAGAUUCGCCUUGUGCAGUGCCUUGGCACCAAGUGGCUGAAGGAAGAUGCAGAGAGGGGUGUUCAGAUGGGGUACAGAAUUUAUGAUCUUCCAAGCACUUUAUAUACCAAGGCUGUAUGGAAAAUUGUGAAUCCCCAAAUUGAUGAGACUGUCCAAUUUACAACCUUAAAUGCAUCUCAGGAAUUUCUGAAUUAUUUACAGACAAACGCUCUCAUUGUUGAUUUAUGGGGUCUUCAAGAAGGCUGUGCUGAGCUGAGCUGCUCUCAGCUGAACCUCAUGAUCACAGGUGAAGGCCACAUCCUGGUGGACACGAAGAAAACUCCCCCUCUUAUGGACACAGGUCAGAGUACAUCAAACCAGAUACCAGAGCUUUAUCUGAAGCUGCUCAAGUUAGAACAGGAGACGGAACUGCUCAGAAACAUAAACAGAGUCCUCAGAGAGGAAAAUGUGCUUCUUAAAGAAUCUGUUGAGAGAACCAGUUCUAGUCAACAAGCACAUCAGCCUUCUAGUACCCGAAAGAUCACUUGGAUGACAGCACAAGGGCCAGCAGCCAGAGAGAUUAAUCAAAUGUGCACCACCCAGCAAGCCAGCUACGACAGAGAAUUUGCCAGAGCUCUUAAAGUGUUCUACCAAAGCAUGAAUGUGGCCAGAGGGCAGUUUCUCAAACUGAGACAUUAUAAACCUCCUGAAGAUGAUCAAAUGCUUCGGCCAUUUGUACACCAACAGUCACAAAUGCUAAAGGACUUUGGGGACCUACUUGAAUCCAGCUUGUGGAAACUGAAAAAUGAUGUUGCUCUUAUAGUGAAACAGAAGAAAGAAUGUUUACUGCAUAUGGAAUAGUGUUCAGUUCAGUUGCUCAGGCCUGUCCGACUCUUCGUGACCCCAUAGACUGCAGCACGCCAGGCUUCCCUGUCAAUCACCAACUCUUGGAGCUUGCUCAAACUCAUGUCCAUCGAGUCAGUGAUACCAUCCAAUCCUCUCAUCCUCUGUCGUCCCUUCUCCUCAUGCCUUCAAUCUUUCCCAGAGGAUACACCAACUGAAAACAUUUGAGCUUUGAGUUGUCAAGAUUAUUUAAUUAACUUGGCUAUCGGAGCUGAACUGUGGACUCAACCUAGUCAACCCAUUUCUCACUCACACAACUUAUUACACUGCUUUCAAGCAAAAUUCCUUUUUAUUUAAAAUCAUGUAAAAAUGAAUUCAGGCUGAAGGUGAGGUGGAAAAUAUGAGCAGAGAAUGGUUAGCACUCUGAGCAAGAGGAUCAACAGCCUGGAGCUGAAUCCAUGACUAAUCAGUUCUGUGGUUUGGAGCAAGCGAUGUCCCUUCUCUAAGCCUCUUUCCUUAUCUGUUCUUUAAGUUAAAGACCCUCUUUCUUCUAUACAGUUUGUGCAGCUGCUGCUGCUGCUAAGUCACUUCAGUCGUGUCUGACUCUGUGCGACCCCACAGACAGCAGCCCACCAGGCUCCCCUGUCCCUGGGAUUCUCCAGGCAAGAACACUGGAGUGGGUUGCCAUUUCCUUCUUCAAUGCAUGAAAGUGAAAAGUGACAGAGUUGUCUCCUAACAUGAGUAAGAUUCUUAUCAGUUUCAUGCCUCUCACUGUAUUGCAGAAAUUCCAUAAAGGAAAUGGUUGUCCUCUUUACAUGAUGAAUGUAACAGAACACUUAUUUGUGUUUAUGGUAUGAUUACAAAAGGAAAAGUCUUUGCCUUAUUUUUGGGCUUCAGUGGAAAAUGUAGUUAAAUAUAAAAAGUAAAUUAGGCAAAACUUUUGCUUAGGUAGUGAAAAUCAGUAGAAACUUACCAGCUACAUCCUUCAAACUAACCACAGGUAUAGAA
Dama dama (fallow deer) is the source of this 4094-nucleotide messenger RNA. Its product is annotated as kinesin-like protein KIF28P. The coding region runs from base 6 to 3104 and encodes 1032 amino acids. The transcript has 23 exons. Gene Ontology annotation, molecular function: ATP hydrolysis activity; microtubule motor activity; ATP binding. Gene Ontology annotation, cellular component: kinesin complex; microtubule. NCBI's taxonomy places the organism in Eukaryota, Metazoa, Chordata, Mammalia, Artiodactyla, Cervidae. Gene Ontology annotation, biological process: cytoskeleton-dependent intracellular transport; microtubule-based movement. The record is from RefSeq and is a predicted model, not a curated record.